Messenger RNA from Ruditapes philippinarum (Manila clam), 848 nucleotides. RefSeq lists its product as uncharacterized. The record is from RefSeq and is a predicted model, not a curated record. The coding region runs from base 52 to 669 and encodes 205 amino acids. The transcript is spliced from 2 exons. Lineage: Eukaryota; Metazoa; Mollusca; Bivalvia; Venerida; Veneridae.
GUUAAUGACGUCAUUUAUGUAAAUAAACAAACGGAACUUAAAAGAGCGAAAAUGUUAGACUUUCUUUUCCGUUUUAGCGUACUUAACAUGGCAUUUUCUGUCAUCGCUAAAGAGAUUGGUCAAUAUAUUGGAUCACUUGGCGGACCGUGGUUCUUUUGCAUUUACCUAUGGACAUUGUUUUUAUUCUCAUCAGAAUGGUGGAGUAAUGUCCUUCAAUUGCAGGUGACUACAGCUGCGGCAGGUUGUUUUCUUCUUUCCUACAUAUACCUCACAUUGGUCAGUCGGAUAAAAACCAUCAAAUAUCUAAAUCUUCUCGAGAUCAGAUUUAUAAGGAAUAUUGCCGAUAUUCUGAUGAAACUGUCUUUUCCUUUUGUACUUUGGCGUUACGUAUGGGGCCCUUUCAAUAAUGGUUUGAGAAUUGCCACGAAACAUUAUUUCGGUACAAACCAGCCAGCGAUGAUCGCAUGGAUAGUUAUUGGACUAUCUGUGUUUUUUAUGUGUAUUGUUGUAAGUCUUUGCUGCCAGGGAUCUAGUCCGAAACCACCAGCGACCAGUAAUACAAGGAGGCACCGAAACGUACCACCUGUGCCCAAAAGACCGCAUUCAAGCCGGAUACAAGCUCUACAGGCUAGACAGAGAAUGCGACCACAUUCAGUCAACGGAAAAUAAAGGGAAAAAUCAUAAAUAUAAAAUCAAACUUUAGUCGGCGGUCUAUCAUAACAAUUCACUCACAGAUUAACAGUAGAAGUUUUUGGGACACCUCAACUAGUUUCAAUGUACUCAUAUUAAUAUGAUAAAAGUACCUUCACCUUUUAUAUAAUAAAAAUCCUCUGUGCGAGACAGUUGAA